AUGGCGAGGUGGAAAUGGAUCCUCCCUUUGCUCGCGGCCUUUGGGACCCUGACCGACGCGUACCUGGCGGUGCUGUCCUCGAGUACACCGACCGGCAGCUUGGUUUUCGAGGCAGGUGUGCCGCAGCUGGGUGGCCGUCGAAAGUACGAGGUCUCGAACGAACGGACCGCGUGGUUCGCCAGGAAGCUGCUCAAGGUGCAUCCUCACACAGGUCGCGUCACGUUGGCGCGGCCGUUGAGCUGCGAUGGCCUCCGGUACCCACGGAUCUUCACCUUCUACGUGGACUCGACCAGUUCCAGGCUAGGCAGGCCAACGAUCGACUAUUACAGCCUACCCCUCAGAAUAUUGAUCACCGGCUGUGGCGGGGAGAACCGAGAUCUAGCCGCCACUAGGGGAUGGAUGGCGGAGACCGUGGCCUCGUACGCCAUGCCCAGUACCGAGAGGUUCACCGAGGUCUGCCUUAGAACGUCGCAGCUGGUCGCGGCGCUGAGAGACUUCCUUCCACAGACCGCGCUGAAGGAGUGCGAGACCAGGUGGGGCGGCGUAGCGGAUCCUAGGUUCCUGAUCGAAGGCGCGGCGGGGGACUUGGUCUCGGCGACGGAGCAAUGCCUGGUGGACCCGCUCUGGAAGAUCUCUGUAUCGAUGAACCUCAGGUGCGGCAUGGAGUCGCGGUUAACCGACGCGGAGCACCGUCUGAAGAUCGUCUUUCACCAUCGUCAGCUGGACGACACGGAUCUGGGGAGACGAGUGCGGAGGGAAUUGAAGAAUCAGUCUCCGUAUUUCGAGCAACCCCUGUACGUGGCUGCCGUCGAAGAGGAAAAAGAUCCCGGCGUGUACGUCACUUCGGUCCGUGCCAGAGACCCCGAGGGCGGGACGGUCCGUUACUCCAUGAGUUCCCUGUUGGAUGCACGAUCACAGGCAUUGCUCAUCCUGGAUCCUGUCACUGGAAGGGUCACUACGCGCGCCAGAUUGGACAGGGAGAGCGUGGACGUUCAUUACUUCAGGGUACUCGCAGUUGACGACUCCUUUCCCCCAAGGACUGGCACCACCACUCUGCAAGUGAACGUUCUCGAUACGAACGAUCAUGCUCCCAGCUUCGAGUGGCCAGAGUACGAUUCUUCUAUCAGGGAGGGUGUACCUGUAGGUUCUACGGUUGUCACGGUGAAGGCGACCGAUCAGGAUGCCGGCAGGAACGCAGAGGUCGAGUACUCCAUUUUGUCCACGACUAGCGGCAAUGGAGCUGUGACCACCGAGGAUGUACUGACCUUUAGAGUAGACCCCAGAUCCGGCGUAGUUACGACCCGCACGCCUCUCGACAGGGAGAAGACCGAAGUGUACACGGUCAUUUUGAGCGUGACCGAUCAAGCGACACCGCCUUCCGCGCGAAAGACCGCGAACGCGACGUUGGUGGUACGCGUGCUGGACGAUAAUGACAAUUACCCUCAGUUCACAGAACGUACUUAUUCUGUUUGGAUACCAGAGGACUUGGAUUACACGGCGAACCCGGUGAUAGCGCGUAUACGAGCUGCGGACGCGGAUGCAGGAAAUAACGCGGCUGUUCGAUAUGCCAUAAUCGGUGGGAACACGCAGAAUACCUUCUCGAUAGACUCCAUGGUCGGCGAUGUUGCCCUCGUUAAGCCGCUGGAUUACGAAUCCACCAAGAGCUACAAGAUAGUAAUUCGUGCUCAGGACGGUGGUUCGCCAGCCAGAUCUAAUACCACGCAGUUAUUGGUGCACGUGAGAGACGUUAACGAUAAUGCACCGCGAUUCUACACCAGUCAUUUUCAAGAGUCCGUUUCUGAGAACGUGCCUAUAGGUUAUUGCAUGUUGAGGAUACAGGCUUACGAUGCCGACGAGGGUGCGAACGCUCAGAUAAAGUACACCAUAGGAGCUCGAGACUUUUCCGGUGCAUCCACGGAGAACUUCCCUAUAACUGUGAACAGGGAGACCGGAUGGAUCUUCACGACGAAGCAGCUCGAUCGCGAGCAAUGUUCCAAGUACCAGUUCACCGUGAUUGCCACAGACUCGGGAGAAGUACCGAAAUCUGCAACCGCCUCCGUGAUAAUCACCGUGACCGAUGUAAACGACAACGAUCCUUACUUCGACCCUAAGAACUACGAGGCUGUCGUCUCCGAAGACGAUCCCCCGGGCACUCCAGUCACCACUGUCACAGCCACCGACCCUGACGAGGACGCCAGGAUACACUAUGAAAUCACCGCGGGCAAUACCAGAGGUCGAUUCUCGAUAGCGUCUCAGAAUGGACGUGGUCUGAUAACGGUAGCCCAGCCACUCGACUACAAACAGGAGAAGAGAUUCGUCCUGACCGUCACAGCUUCCGACAGCGGCGGUAGAACCGACACGGCUCUCGUUUAUGUCAAUAUCUCCGAUGCCAAUAACUUUUCCCCCGUUUUCGAGAACGCACCCUACUCCGUCUCCGUAUUCGAGGAUGCGCCGAUUGGCACGACGGUCCUGGUUGUCAGCGCGACCGACUCCGAUGUUGGCAAGAAUGCUCAAGUCACUUACAGCUUGGAUACGGAUGGCGGAGACCAAUCGGUGUCCGAGUUUACCAUAAAUCCGCAGACCGGAGCCAUCACGACUAUUCGACAACUCGAUCGCGAACUCGUACCUGCGUACUUACUGACCGUGACUGCGAGGGACGGAGGUAUUCCACCCCUGUCGGACACUACUGAUGUAGAAAUAUCCGUCACGGACGUGAACGACAAUUCGCCGGUCUUCGAAGCUCCUCAGUACCAAGGAUCUAUCCCGGAAGACGUACUGGUUGGCACCAGCGUUCUCAGAGUUUCCGCAACCGAUGCGGACACGGAUCUCAACGGCAGGGUGAGGUAUACUUUAGAAGAUGACGGGGAUGGUGCCUUUGCUAUAGAUUCAACCACAGGAAUAAUCAGAACGGCUAAACCAUUGGACAGAGAGUCUGUCGCGAGGUACAGUCUGAAGGCAGUUGCGAUAGACAGAGGAUCUCCUGCGCUUUCAACGACGGUCCCAGUGAUUAUCAAGAUAGAGGACGUGAACGAUUCUCCGCCCGCUUUCGAGAAUGAUAAGAUAAUACUGUACAUAGCCGAAAAUUCCCCUGUAGGAUCUACGGUUGGUGAAAUUUUCGCUCACGAUCCAGACGAAGGACCGAACGCUGUUGUGCAGUACUCGGUGAUAGGCGGCGAGGAUUCGAACAGUUUUGCUCUGAAUAUCAGACCAGGUGCUGAUCGCGCGGAGUUGAUCACGCUCGAAGAACUGGAUUACGAGUCGCCAAAGAAAAAGUUCGAGUUAGUCGUGCGUGCUGCCUCACCUCCUUUGAGAUCGGACGCCCUGGUUCAGAUACUAGUAACCGAUGUGAACGAUAAUGCACCCGUGUUGAAAGACUUUCAAAUCAUAUUCAACAACUUCAAGGACUUCUUCCCGACAGCCCCGAUAGGCAAGAUACCCGCUGUUGACGCGGAUGUCACGGACAAGUUAACAUACACCGUACUCGCUGGAAACAAUGCCAAUUUGAUCGACUUGAACAGGACCUCCGGUGAAAUUCGCCUGUCGCCUCAAUUGAAUACCAACGUGCCACGCGUUGCAACGAUGGAGGUAUCGGUUACGGAUGGUAUCAACGAGGUCAAGGCUACCAUGACACUCUCUGUACGCUUGAUCACCGAUAAAAUGCUCCUAAACUCUAUCACCGUCAGAUUAGACGACAUGACGGCUGAAGCUUUCCUUAGCCCUCUGUUAGGGUACUUUCUGGAUGGCUUAGCAGCUAUUAUUCCAUGCCCUAGAGAGAAUAUCUUUCUCUUUAGCAUACAGGAGGACGCAAACGUGAACGGAAAGAUUUUGAACGUGAGCUUCUCAGCGCGUAAGGUCGAGCCAGGUGUUACGGAUGAAUUUUACAGCCCUCAGUUCCUUCAGGAACGCGUGUACCUGAACCGAGGUAUCCUGGCGAGACUGGCCACUGUUACAGUAUUACCCUUCGAUGACAAUCUUUGCGUGAGAGAACCUUGUUUGAAUUUCGAAGAAUGUCUGACGGUUUUGAAGUUUGGAAACGCUUCUGGAUUCGCGAGCAGCGAUACCGUGCUCUUCAGACCAAUAUAUCCGGUGACAACGUUCGCGUGCAGGUGUGCGAAGGGUUUCACCGGCAGUAAGGAAUCCUAUUUAUGCGACACGGAAGUCAAUCUGUGUUACUCGAAUCCAUGCAUGAACGGGGGCACUUGUUACAGAAGGGAAGGAGGAUACGCGUGUUCCUGUAGCCCCGAAUUUGCUGGAGAAAACUGCGAAAUCUCCUUCGACAAGGAUUCUUGCGCUCCAGGGAUUUGCAAAGGAGGCUCUCAGUGUACCAUCAAAACUACAGGCGGUUUCACCUGCGAGGGUUGCCCUGUAACGACCUUGGAAAACGUGACACCACUGUGCGAGCUUAAAGCUCGUAGCUUUGGGCCAGCCACUUUCCUCACGUUCGCCUCUUUGAGGCAAAGGCACAGACUGCACGUGAAACUAAGAUUCGCCACCGAAGCGACAAACGGACUUUUGCUCUACAACGGCCGAUAUAACGAGAAGCACGACUUUAUAGCUUUAGAGAUAAUCGAUUCUCAGGUACAGUUCAGUUUCUCCCUCGGUGAUGAGAUCACCCGAGCGAGUGCCAGUAUACCUGGCGGUGUUUCCGACGGCCAAUGGCACGAAGUAGAAGUCUCUUACAUAAAUAAGACCGUAACAAUCUCUCUGGACAACUGUGACGUCGCUCUAGCCUUGGAAUACGGCGAGAGGCUAGGGACAAAAUGGUCCUGCGCUGGGAGAAGCGAACAAGUGCUAGAGGACCGCUGCAGCAUUGUCACCGAGACGUGUCAUCGUUUCUUAGAUCUAACAGGGCCCCUGCAGUUAGGUGGUCUACCCGCCAUACCGUCUAGCUUUCGAAUCAGAAAUAAAGAUUUUGUCGGUUGCGUGAGCGAUCUGUACAUCGAUCAUAUCUUUAUCGACCUGAAUUCUUUCGUGGCCGACAAUGGCACCAACUCUGGCUGUCCAGAGAAGGUCUCGUUUUGCUCGUCUACGCCAUGCAAGAACGGUGGCAAAUGUCGAGAAAUGUGGUCCGGGUUCGUUUGCGAAUGCGAGGAGAACUUUGCUGGACCUACCUGUGCUGACGAGGUCGGCAAACCGUGGAACUUUCACGGCGACGGGAUGCUCAGCUUCAAUCCUCUGCUGAGACCCAUCCAGUUGCCCUGGUUAACGGCGGUCAGCUUAAGGACGCGGUCAAAGCAAGCGUUCCUCAUGAGCGUGCAAAUAGGACAGAAUAGCUCGGCAUUGCUCGAGAUCCGAGAGAGCAAACUGGUCGCUCUAUUGGACGGUGCGGACAUCAUACAAACGUGGAACAACAUCGCGGACGGCGAAUGGCACAGAGUGGAAAUCCUGUGGCAAAGCGGACAUGUCUCUCUGGACAUCGACUACCGCAACCGGCCCACGUCCUCUCCGCUACCGGCGAAACUGCAGGGUCUAUACGUUGGUAGGAUCCUGGUCGGUGGGCCGGAACAAUCCAUGAACACUGAGCUACCAUAUUUCGACGGCUGUCUGCAGGACAUUCGUAUCGGCAGUAACCAAAGUGUACUCUUGCGACCAACCGUUCAGGAGAACGUCGCGGCUGGCUGCAGCUCGGAAGCCGAGUGCAACGUCGACUGUCCAGAGGCAUCGAUUUGCGUGCCGAAAUGGCAGACGAGCGAGUGCGUUUGCGCGACAGGUCGCGUAGGACGUAACUGCGAGCGGGUUUGUGAUUUGAAUCCCUGUAAUAACACCGGCACCUGUUUGGAGGAUGCAGCGUCUCGUAGGGGAUACCAAUGCGAGUGCAAUUCGCCGGAGUACUCUGGAGACUACUGCGAGAUCAAAGCAGACCAACCUUGCCCGGCCACCUGGUGGGGUUCCCCGGUUUGCGGACCUUGUCACUGCGACGAGUCCAAAGGCUAUGACCCAGCGUGCAAUAAAACUACAGGCGAAUGCUACUGCAAGGAGAAUCACUAUCAGCCAUCUGGCAAGAAGGAGUGCAUUCCUUGCGAAUGUUACGCAACUGGAAGCUUCGGGCCCCGCUGCGAUACCGAGACAGGUCAGUGCCGGUGUCGCGUCGGGGUCAUUGGACGAUCUUGUACAGCAUGUCCUAACCCGUAUGCCGAGGUCACUCUUCGUGGCUGCGAGGUGGUCUACGACGGAUGUCCCAGGUCUUACGCUGAAGGUUUAUGGUGGCCGAGGACCAAGUUCGGAAUGAACGCCUUAGAGGAUUGUCCUGAUAUGGCUGAAGGAAAGACGUCUAGAUCUUGCGACGAUAAGUUAGGCGGUUGGCAGGAACCUGAUCUCUUUAACUGUACCUCGGAAGCCUUUAUCGAGCAAAGACAUCAGCUGGCAGCGUUGGAGACCAAGGAACUAACGUUGAACACUUACGUCGCUGUUAAGAUAGCGAAAGACGUUCACAGGGCAGUGAACGUGACCAAAGAACUCUAUGGAGCUGAUUUGUUGAUCGCUGAGUCUUUAUUAGUCGCGCUGUUGCAGUACGAAGAGAGCUUGGUUGGACUGAACCUGACUCACAGUCAAGACAAGGACUACGUGUCGCAUCUAGUUGGGAUCGCUAGCAAUAUUUUAAAAUCCAAAUACGUAAACAAGUGGUCGAAAAUUGAAACUCUUAACAACGAUACUCCCGACAUGGUUUUGGAUGCGAUGGCGAGUUACUUGAAGACUCUGACUGCGUCUCAGCACGAUACCUUUACUAAUCCCUUCGAGGUAGUGGAUGCUAACGUCGUAUUGGGCCUGGACAUAGUAACCUCGGAAAGCUUAUUCGGAUAUGAAAUAGCAGAGUACACCGACGAUCCAUCGGUAUCUACGGUGAGACCAACUGAAGCGGACCAAAAGGUUGUCUUGCCGGAUACCUCUGCCUUCUUAUCGUCGCCUGCUCAUUUCGGCCCGUCGAUUACUUUCCCAAAGUAUAAUAAUUACAUGGCCGACCCAAGCAGAUUUGAUCCGUACUCGAAGAUACGAGUGCCUCUUAAUAUAUUAGGUAUAAAGCCCCUAAUGCAAGGGGAGUUAAAUGUUAAGAAAAGUUUGGUCAAUCGGAAGGCUGUGUUGAGUUACGUGCAAUAUAAACAAUUAGGAGCGUUACUGCCUCAGAGAUUUGACGAUUCUGUGGCAGUUAGAUGGGGUGUAGAAGUAGCUGUGGGCUCACCGGUCGUAACAGUGUCCGUUUUAGUGCCCACUGACAACGGUUACGAAUCUCUGACUGGGAUUCCACUACAAUCUCCAGUUCAAAUUAGCCUUUGGCUCAGCGAAAAAGACGAGUUUAAGACUAGAACUAAUCCGCAGUGUGUACAUUGGAGUACAGUCAGAGAAGUUGGCGAAUGGAGCCGAAUGGGUUGCACGACGGAGGUCGAGGACGAUUCUCUAUCUUUUGGGACAAUUGUAAACUGCAGCUGCUUCCAAUUAUCCACCUUUGCAAUACUAACUGAUGUACUUGACCCGGAGUAUGUCCCAGAGCCAUCUUUGCUGGAGGAUGUAACGAGUUACAGCGCAUUUAUGAUCGCAUUGCCCUUGCUGUUAUCCGCCUUACUCAUUCUAGCUUUGAUACGAGGCGGUGGCACAAAUUCGAACAGUAUUCAUAAAAAUUUGGUGAUGUGCGUGUUUUUCGCUGAAGUGCUGUAUCUGAUCGCACUCAAAGCUAGAAGUUCUCUAGUCUCGAACGAAUUCCCAUGUAAACUGACGGCAAUUGGCUUGCACUAUGCUUGGCUGAGUACAUUCUCGUGGACCUUGGUAGACUCCAUUCAUCUCUAUCGAAUGCUAACCGAAAUGAGAGACGUGAACCAUGGACAAAUGAGGUUCUAUUACACAAUGGGAUAUGGUGUUCCAGCCAUCAUAGUUGGAUUAACCAUCGGCGUUAGAGCCGAUCAGUAUGGAAACUUUUAUUUUUGCUGGCUGUCUAUCUAUGAAACUGUGAUUUGGUCUUUGAUAGGACCAGUUUGCUUGGCAGUUUUUGUAAAUUUCUGUAUACUUGUCAUGUCGAUACGAGCGGCAUUUACGUUGAAAGAACACAUUAUGGGUUUUGGGAAUUUAAGGACGUUACUCUGGUUGUCCGUAGCUUCGUUGCCUUUACUUGGAUCUACGUGGACUCUAACAGUUCUCAAUGCCUCCGAAAAUUCUCCAACAUUGUCAUACCUUCUUAGUAUAGCAGUAGUCGUCCAUGCGUCGUUUAGUUUGGUCGGUUAUUGCUUUAUUAAUGGCAGAGUGCGAAGAAAUCUAUAUUUAAGUUUAUUGAGAUGCAUUGGAAAGAAGACACCUUUGUUGGAGGGAAGCGUGGGAAACGGAAGCAGCAGCCAGAACGUAAACGGCCACUCGCGAUCUGCACUGGCGUACUCGUCAACGUAUAGCGGCGCAGAGUCUGUAUGUAGAAGGGUUCACGUCGGAGUUUCAACGAGUAGUACAACUUCUCGAAGUACAAAUAAAACUGGGUCCAGUCCUUAUCGUAGCGAUACACAUUUAAGGCAUACCUCAACAUCCACGAGUAAUUACAACAGUGACAGAGAUCCCUAUAUGUCCUCCAGGAGUCACCGAUCAGCAUUGCAUUCUAGACAAGAAGCGACAGAGCCACGAAAUCAACGCAGAGAUUCCGAAUCGGAUUCAGAUGGAUCUCAAGCAGAGGGUGGAGGAAGAAGCUUAGAUCUUGCGAGUUCGCACAGUUCCGACGAAGAAGAUGUCACGUCAAGAUCCCAUAGGAAUAUGGGCGUCUCGACGCAACAACCUGUUACACAUAGUUAUCUGCCUAAUAUUCAUAGCAAUCCUACCGAGCACUUGAAUAUACUUUGUUCGAAUACGGAACUGUUCCCAAACAUUAAACCUAUUUAUGCACCUAGAUGGAGUUCACAGUUACCAGAAGCAUAUUUGUCAUCCAAUGUAAUGGAUGUACGUGUAAGUCAAUGGUCUGGAGGCACCAUGUCCGAUAACGAAAUGGCCUCGAACAAGACUUCCAGUCCAAAUCCACUGCCUUAUCCCGAAAUGAAUUCGCCUCAAAAGAGUCAACCGGAUGAAAAUUAUUCGGAAGGUGAGGAAAAACUUCAUCAUCUCGGAGAAAAGUAUUUGUUCCCCUAUACAGCUGAGGAAGAUCACACUGUCUCACCUACUCCCUACAUGCUACCCAUGUCUUCCCGUAUUCUUGCGUCCAGCAUGAGUCAUCACUCACAAAAUUCCAACCAUGAGAAUAUGAGUGGUUCUGAAAGGUAUGGAAGCUUAAAGAGGGGGCAGAGUAUACAUGGUUCUCAACACGAUAAUCUCAGUGGUUCGGAAAGAUACGGUAGCUUAAAACGUGGAAAAAUUACACCAACUGUGUUAGAAGAUUCUCCGGAGUAUAUUUUACCAAUGAGUGGUAGAAUAUUGUCUAGUUCAUUGACUCACGAUUUACAGCAUAGCAAUGAAUUAGCUGCCCUUCGACAACAGCAACAGCAAUACGAACAGACUAUUACAGAGACCGACGAAGAGGAAGGAUACUAAUGCGGAAACGUCAGUAUGACGAUCUCCGCG
Messenger RNA from Eufriesea mexicana, 9519 nucleotides. It is a transcript of the gene stan, whose product is annotated as protocadherin-like wing polarity protein stan. Lineage: Eukaryota; Metazoa; Arthropoda; Insecta; Hymenoptera; Apidae. Gene Ontology annotation, biological process: G protein-coupled receptor signaling pathway; homophilic cell-cell adhesion; cell surface receptor signaling pathway. Gene Ontology annotation, cellular component: plasma membrane. The transcript is spliced from 13 exons. The coding region runs from base 1 to 9489 and encodes 3162 amino acids. The record is from RefSeq and is a predicted model, not a curated record. Gene Ontology annotation, molecular function: G protein-coupled receptor activity; calcium ion binding.